UAAUUAAUUAUUUCUUCCUCUUUCAACCCCUUCCUCUUACUCCUCGUCUUUGGCUUCCUGUCUCUGGUAUCCAUUCGCUUCGCAUGGCCAUGUUCCCUGGUUGUAAAUAAGCAAGUCACCGAUCACGAUAUCAUCGCCCAACCUAGCUGGCCAGAUCCAGCACCGGUUACAUCGGAGAACCCCAUAGCAUAGGGCCGCCACUCGUUCUGCCAAAGGGCAUCAUCUACCCUCGCUCGAAUAAAAGUCUUUCGUUUCCUUGUCAUUGUCUGACCAAGGCUUCUCUUAUCUGCUUCACCCACCAAGUUGUACUUCCUAUUCUUCUGGCACUUACAUCCAAACCCCCUCCCCUCCCUUUCCCCCUCCUUCUUCAUUGCCAAUAAUGGAGAGCCCUCGACAGUCCGACGCAAGCUCUCCGGUGGAGCUCUGCUCCCCGGGCUUCGUGGAUACGCCAGCGACGCAAUCGUCCGUCUUGUUUGAUGGCAAUCUCGAAGAGUUGCUGCGCAACUUUCCCCUCGAUCAGUACAUCCUCGUUACAGGGGGUCUCGGGUUCAUCGGAAGUCACACAACAUUGGAGCUACUCAAAGCCAAUUAUAAUGUAAUCGUGAUCGACAAUCUCAGCAACGCCUUCCAGAGCGUCUUCGACCGCAUCAAGCAGCUGGCGUCCAACCAUCAUGAGCAACAAGGAACAUGCAUGCCUUCCUUGCAGUUGCAUGCCCAUGAUUACCGGGAUACGGCUGCUCUCCGCGAGCUGCUCGAUCAAUACCAGGCGCCCUCGCGGUGGGGGUCCCCCAAGUCCAAGAUUGCUGGCGUCAUCCACUUCGCUGCUUACAAAGCAGUUGAGGAGAGUAUCAGGAACCCUCUGAAGUACUAUGCCAACAAUGUCAGUGGUCUCAUCGACUUCGCCACCACCUUGGGUGACUAUGGCAUUAAGACCUUCAUCUUCUCGUCGUCGGCCACCGUGUACGGCACGCUGGCAACCUCCGGCCUACCGCUGAAGGAGGAACUCUGCGUCCACAAGGAGGAGACCUUCAAGGACCACACCGGAACCGAGCAACUCAUCAGACCCGGAUGCACGGGCAUUACCAACCCUUACGGGCGCACCAAAUGGAUCUGCGAGGCCAUCCUAGCGGACCUCGCGGUCUCCGAUCCCGAAUGGACCAUCGUGGCCCUUCGGUACUUCAACCCCAUCGGAUGCGAUGAGUCAGGCCUCCUUGGCGAGGAUCCUCGCCAAAUACCUACCAAUCUCCUCCCCGUCGUCGUGAAGGUUAUGACGGGCCAGUAUGCGGAACUGCAAAUGUUCGGCACGGACUGGGACACCGAGGACGGCACUGCCGUCCGCGACUUCAUCCACGUCACCGACCUUGCUCGAGGGCACAUCGCUGCCCUCAGUGCCGCCAACGAAGGCAAGUUGGUCGAGAACUUCCGUACCUUCAACCUGGGCACGGGACGUGGCCACUCGGUGAUGGAGGUGGUGAAGACCAUGGAGAGCGUGUCCUCCAAGCCCAUUCCCCGCAAGGCGGCUGGACGUCGUGCUGGCGAUGUGGGCUCGUGCGUCGCAGUGGCGACCAGAUCCCAGAACGAGCUUGAGUGGAAAACGGAGAAGACGCUGAAAGACGCGUGUGUGAACUUGUGUAAUUUCCUAGAUGUCAGUGGCCUCUCCUCGUAGGCCUCGGAUCUUGUUUUAAUCAUCCUGUUUCAUCUAUGUGGCGCUUGGUUUGGUGUUUCGCUUUCCAUGGUUUUCUUUUCGUUUGUCAUCCCGUGACUGUCAUAAUCUUCUCUUGGUUACCACCUUUCAUAUAUCCUUCGCUAAGCCUCCUCGUGUGUUGGGAGAUAAUUCGACAGCCUGAAGCAACUCAUCUUAUUUUGCAUGAUAGAGACGAACGCAUUCGGUACAUUCAUUCCAG
Molecule: messenger RNA, 1904 nt
Organism: Aspergillus homomorphus CBS 101889
Lineage: Eukaryota; Fungi; Ascomycota; Eurotiomycetes; Eurotiales; Aspergillaceae
Product: NAD-dependent epimerase/dehydratase family protein
Exons: 2
Coding region: 380-1666 (428 amino acids)
Biological process (GO): beta-D-galactose catabolic process via UDP-galactose, Leloir pathway
Cellular component (GO): cytosol
Molecular function (GO): UDP-glucose 4-epimerase activity
Source: RefSeq, a predicted model, not a curated record